AGACAAGCUCCCCGUUUGAGGAUCAUUCAGUAGCUUUCCAACAUUGACGCCGUAGAACAAGUGCCAGAAACAUGACUAAAAUUUUAAUAAUUGCAACCGUAUUUUGUGCAGCAUUAACUGCUGCUUACGACUUCAAGGAUACAGCAUUCAAUGAAGUAAUCCUCAAGGAUCUGCUUGAUCUCACCGAUGGAAGUGAUAGCUCAGUCCUUCAUAGAAUCGCACGAGCUGCUGAAGGUGCGGCCGACGGUGAGGAAUGCAAAGGAAGGAAAAAGGAUCGCGGUGUGCAUUGCUGUACCGACAAAAUCGACCCCAAACAAUUAGAAUCCAUUAAAGCAGCUAAAAAGGAAUGUCUCGCUGAGCUCCAUGGAAACGAUUCCGACGUCUACUUCAAAUUCGAUCCAUUCACUUGCGAGAAACUGGAAGAGCUGAAAAAGGACGUAACUUGCGUUGCUGAGUGUGUCGGCAAAAAGUUCGGAGUACUCGACGAGGCUGGCAAUGUCAAACAUGAUGUGUUCCUGGCUCACUUGAAGACGAAGGUGCAGGACUCUGAAUGGAAACUGAAAGUUAGCGAUAGUAUUGCGGAAAAGUGCAUUGAGGAAACUAAGAAGGAGGUUGAAGGACAUAUUGCAAAGCGCGAUGUGACUAGCCAGAAGGCAUGCAACCCAACUUCAUUGAAAAUCAGCCAAUGCUUAUGGCGCGAAUAUGUAAGGGCUUGCCCGAAGGAUCUUCAAGUUGAUUCGCCCAAGUGCAAUAAGUUGCGGGAGAAAAUUGAAAAAGGUGACGCCGUUAGCUACAAAGGAUUCUAUUUAAGGCAUUUGAAUGAUGAUAAGUGAUAACAUUAGAUUUAGUAAGAGCUGCUCAAACAUUACAAUGAUUUCAUAAAAUUUUAAAUAAAUAAUGAUCUUAGUGAUAAUGAAAGAUUUUAAGAAGGAUGAAUACUGAAUUGUGAAGUUUAUUCGCGCAGACUA
Molecule: messenger RNA, 968 nt
Organism: Hermetia illucens (black soldier fly)
Lineage: Eukaryota; Metazoa; Arthropoda; Insecta; Diptera; Stratiomyidae
Exons: 3
Coding region: 72-833 (253 amino acids)
Molecular function (GO): odorant binding
Source: RefSeq, a predicted model, not a curated record